GCCCGGGCCGCACUGCGCCGCCCGCCGCCCGCCCGCCCGCUUGCCGCCAGCGCCGGCACCGCCGCCCAGCAAUCGAGCCGCGGCGGCUCAGAGCGCGGCUGCGGCGGGCGCGGGCGGCGGCGGUACCCCCCUGCCUGUCGGUCCUGGGAGCUUCGCCUGCGCGCCUGACCGCGGGGGGACAGCGCGCGCUCCCGCCCGCAGCGGGGGCGGGGACACGGCACCGCCAACCCCCAAGAUGAAGAAGCUGAAACGCAGAGAAGGAAAGUGAUACACCCAAAGACAGAACUAGUCAUCGCAGUGCACUAACCAGGUGGCCUGCCUCAGGCCUCUGCCCUGAGGCUGGGAGGCGCCAGCCACCAGCAUGCCUUGGGACGCGCAGCGGCCAGGGGGCGGCGCAGACGGCGGGGCUGAGGGCGCAGGCGCGGCGCGCUCGCGGGCGCAGAAGCAGUGCCGCAAGUCGUCGUUCGCCUUCUACCAGGCUGUGCGGGACCUGCUGCCCGUGUGGCUGCUCGAGGACAUGCGCGCCAGCGAGGCCUUCCACUGGGACGAGCGCGGACGCGCCGCCGCCUACUCGCCGUCCGAGGCGCUGCUCUACGCGCUCGUGCACGACCACCAGGCGUACGCGCACUACCUGCUGGCCACGUUCCCGCGGCGCGCGCUCGCGCCGCCCAGCGCGGGCUUCCGCUGCUGCGCGGCGCCCGGGCCGCACGUGGCGCUGGCGGUGCGCUACAACCGCGUGGGCAUCCUGCGCCGCAUCCUGCGCACCGUGCGCGACUUUCCGGCGGAGGAGCGCGCGCGCCUGCUCGACCCGGGCUGCAGCCGCGUGGAGGGUGGCGGCACGUCGCUGCACGUGGCCUGCGAGCUGGCGCGCCCCGAGUGCCUCUUCCUGCUGCUCGGCCACGGUGCCUCGCCUGGCCUGCGCGACGGCGGCGGCCUCACGCCGCUGGAACUGCUCCUGCGCCAGCUGGGCCGCGACGCCGGGGCCACGGUCACUGCCGCCGCCAACGCCGCCACCGGGCCGCCUGCACCCGGGGAGCCGCGCCAGCGCCGCCUGCUGCUGCUCGACCUGCUGGCGCUGUACACGCCCGCAGACGCCGCUGGCCCGGCCCGCCGCGAGCUGCUGGGCGACCGGCCGCGCUGGCAGCGGCUGCUGGGGGAGGACAAGUUCCAGUGGCGCGGCCUGGCGCCACCCUCGCUCUUCGCGCGUGCCAUGCAGGUGCUGGUCACCGCCAUCUCGCCCGGCCGCUUCCCCGAGGCCCUGGACGAGCUGCCGCUGCCACCCUUCCUGCAGCCGCUGGACCUCACUGGCAAGGGCUAGACCGCGGGGGCAUCCUGGCGCUGGCUUUUUGGAGAAUACUAUUUUUCAGAGCGUUGUACCCGGCACUUUACAUACAUUGUCUCUGUACGCGGAAUCACAGCUUCGUCUGUCGCGUGCUUUAGGGCGGGGCCGGGCCGGGCAGGCGGGCCCCAAGCGGCAGGUUUUCUGUAUCUCAGCUGGGCUCAGCUCCCUGGCUCGCUCCCUGGAGCGAGGUUGCGGGGUCAGGCGACUCCUGAGAGCCAGGCCCUGCCUUCAACUCACUUCCCAGGCUGACGGUGGGGAGCACCCACCUCCCACCUUGAUUUAGAGGCUCUGGGAAGGUGUCCCAGACGGAGUGACAGCUGAGCUGAGCUGGAGUUGGGCAGGUGCAGGGGCGCGACGGACUCGUCCAAGUAGGGCAGGCAUAUGCAGAGGGGUGGAGGCCGGGUGAGGCGCCGCAGGGCUGCGGGGCCUGGGUCCUCUGCACAGUCAGCGUGUCGGGCCUCGGGCUCCGGCUCAGAUCCUGAGAGCUGUGGAGGGCAGGAAGGCCUGCGCUGCCCUGGGAGAGGAAGGCCCCAGGCGGUGCCUCCUUUCUCCCAUCCUUCCUGGCCAUCUGCCCCUCCUUGGGUACCACUGGGACUCCCCCACCCAAACAAGCCCAGGCCUGGCCUUGUCCUUGUCACCCUGCUGCUUUCUGACGAUUAGCCGCUCCCUAGUCCUGGGCUCCUGCUUCUCACACCUCUGUUGUGGCUGUGCUGCCUCAGGGCCCCGGCCCCCAGUGGGCGCCCCCCCCCCCAAGCAGGGUUAGAAGUGCCUUCCCCUGGGCCUGUGCUCUGGCCAGCUCUGGGCUGGGCUCCCGUGGCCCCAACCCAGUGGCUGUUAGGUGGGGCCCCUGGGUGAUGGGGUGGCUGCGGGCCACCCCUUUUGCCUCAGCCAACAGAACUGGUUUCUGCAGAAAGGUUUUGAGGAUGGAGGCUUGUUGCCGGAUGUACCACGACUCUUCGGGACAUCAUAGGGACCCUGGCUAAAAAGUUGGGGCCGUGCCCUGGGAAGCCUUGGGAUCAGGAAGGGUGGCCAGGCUGUCCUGCCCGGGAAUUCUGCUGGGCCGUGAAAUUUAAGCCGCACCAGCACGGGCUGGAGGGCCACGAUGUUCUGCCAGGAGCAGAGGGCUAAAGAUCUGCUUGAUGAAUAGUGACCGCCCAGCUGGGGCCACCCACUGCCCACCCUGUCCCCAGUGUCCCCAGGCUGAGGGGGCUUUGGGUGGUGGGCCAUCGGAAGGAGGAGGGUGCGGAAGGGGCUUGGGCAGCAGGAAGUUGUUGCCUGGUGCAGGGGCCUGGUUUAGGUUUGCACCUGCCACCACUCUUAGUGUCCCCAGCUGUUUUCCAAGUGGUUUGGGGCAUCUGCAAGCUCCCCACCUGCCCUGAAGUGUGGGUGGGUGCGUGCCAGCCCUGUGGGGAGGAGGGGAGUGUGGAGGCCUGCACAGCCCAGCGGCUGAUCCUGGGUCCUGGGUGAGGGCUCCUCUCCUCCUGCUGUGUGUCCCGGGCCAGUUAAAUAGCCUCUGUGAACCUUGACCCUUGGAGUCAGUGGCUAGUCACAUCUCUUCUAACUUGAGACUUGGGGCAGCAGGAGCCCCAGGUCCUCACAGCAGAUCCGCAGUGGCAUCUGAGAUUGGGCCCCUGGAGGUGCUGGGAACUCCGCUGCCCUCACGGCCCGGCAGCUUCUGCCUGGAAAGAGCCCUGGGACCUGACGGGCCCCUGGGUGUGUGGAUCCCGCCUGGUGACUGCUCAGUCCCUCCUGGCCCAGUCCCCCACUUUGCUCGUCUCUAGACCUACAGCUGCCCCUUUGGUGACAAGCUCGUUCGAGCCCCCUGGGCUGGGGCCGGGGUGAUGCAGGGCUGGCGGGGAUCCCCCAGGCCCUGCCGUCAGGCAGGAAGGAGGCAGCCAGCUGCUGGGCUGGUCCUGGAGUGGAGGGCAGGGUGCGGGCAGCCGGGCCACUGGGCAUCGGCCCCUGAUGUCCUCGCUGGGGCUGGGGCUGCGCAGGGAAGGCUGAGGUGCCACAAAGCCUCGAGGCGGCAGCAGAGCGGGUCCUGAUUCCUGGCUCAGCUCCUGCUAAGUCUCACUGGGGAUGCUCAGGGCACUCCCGGGGGCGGGGGGGGCAGUGAGCUGAGAACCCAGAGCAGCAGUGCAGGGCGGAGAGGCCUUGGGGUUGUCUGGUGGCAGCUGCUGGCGCCCCCCGCCCCUUCACCACUGUCACCCUGGCGCUGAGCGUGGAGGGCUGGAGUCAGCCGGGGGACUCAGCUCUUGGCCACUAGCGGGUAGUCUCGAUGGCUUCUCAGAGGCAAAACGCUGUGCCUGAACAAGGUUCUUCAUCCCCUGACUGUGGCCAGUCCUGCCCACCCGGGGGCCCAGUGACCCCUGCUCGGGAGAGCUCAGGGGCCUGUUGGAGGACACAGCUGCUCUCCCCACCCCACGUGACCUGAUGCCUGAAGCCUGAAGACACCCAGGCCUGUGCUGUUGGGGUGGCCUAGGGAGGUGUCAAGAGGGCAGGGAGGCAAGGCCCUCACUACCCCCCCCCCCCCAGUCAUGGUGACAAGGGCCCUGUGCCGGAGCUGUGGCACCACUGCUGUGUGCCAGUUCAUCCCAUCAACACCUCACUUUCCUGCUGAUCUCCUUCCUUCCUGAUGUCUUCAACUUUAAAAUACGGUAUCGAGGAGCUCCCUGGUGGCGGGCUAAGGAUCCAGCAUUGUCACUGCUGUGGCUGGGGUUCCAUCCUUGGCCUGGGAACUUCUGCAUGCCAUGGACAGGGCCGAAAAAAAAAAAAAUUAAAAAAAUAAAUAAAAUACUGCAUCGAGAGCAGUUUCCUAAGUGACCCCAAAUCCUAUUCAGAACAAGAAUGCUUCCUGGAAGUCAGGAAGGAGGGGCCGGGCGUGACUGGGGAAGGCCUUGCAGGGCCGAGCUGGUUCCAGGAGUGGCUGUGACGAGCCCUGGUCCGCAGGGGGAACCGAGGCAUAACUGACAUGGGGUAAGUGCAGAGGCUGAGUGCGGAGUCACGACCAAUGUCAUCACACGUGCAAGCGCCACCCCAGUGGAGCCCUAGAGGUACAGAGGUGAAGGGCGCUCGCUCGCUCUCCUCUGUGAUUUUAAAGACUAACUGCCUAGAGAAGUGCUGGAGGUAGCACACUCGACUGCACAGAUCCAGGGCAGGACGUGGCGGGGCCCCGAGGGGGAGGCACCGGCUGUCCUGGCUGUCCUGGUCCCCACCCUGCGGCUCCCCGCGGGCCCCCCCACCUGCCCGCACCCCACCACCCAUACAACCACUGCUGGUGUUUUGGUGUGUUUUCUUCCAGUUUUUUUCUAUGCACAUAUAUACACAUGUUAAAUUUUUUCUAUGCAUAUUUUUUACAUACAUGACAUCAAAUUAUUUAAAAACGUACUGUAGGCUAAGCAUUUCCAUAUAUUGUAGACUCCUUUGUAAAUAUGACUUUUAAGAAGCCUUUGGUGUCUAUUUUGUGGUAACUUGAUUCAGCUGGUGUUGAUACGAUAAAGAAUGUUAGGACUGAGUCUUUAAAA
This is a messenger RNA of Sus scrofa (pig), 4866 nucleotides long. RefSeq names its product ankyrin repeat domain 9 (gene ANKRD9). Gene Ontology annotation, molecular function: protein binding. The record is from RefSeq and is a predicted model, not a curated record. Lineage: Eukaryota; Metazoa; Chordata; Mammalia; Artiodactyla; Suidae.